Molecule: messenger RNA, 264 nt
Organism: Suillus subaureus
Lineage: Eukaryota; Fungi; Basidiomycota; Agaricomycetes; Boletales; Suillaceae
Exons: 1
Source: RefSeq, a predicted model, not a curated record
AACAUCUUAUCUGCUGUAAACGUACAGCAUAACUGUGUGUCAUUGAGCUGUGGUGAGUUUGUAUCUGUCAACAUACAACAAGAAUGCACUGAGAUGACAAAGACCAAGACAUUGCUUAUGCAUGAAAACACCAGCUGUUUUGUUUUAAAUGCCCAUUCACUGCACAAUUACGCCCUCAUAUCCCAGGUCAUCCCCCACCCCCUUCACAUGGCAAUGAGCCUCCCUUAUUUGCCAAACUCACAGGAAGUACAAUUAAAAGUGGCA